UAAACUAUGCUAGGAGGAGAUAAUCAGGUCGCCGACGUGGACUAUCCGACACCGCGAGCGACGCGACCACUCCAGAGCUCCAACGCGGAACGGCGAUGUGGCGGGCGAGGCGGUGGCCGCGGCCCCGAUGGUUCUCGUCCGACACGGCGGCAGUGGGCGCCGAUUCGGGCAAUCCGGCGCGGCGUCGGGUGGCGGCGCUUUGGGGGAACGGGGACCACGGCCGGCUGGGGCUGGGGGCGCUGGAGUCGCGGUGGAGCCCCACGGCGUGCCCCUUCUUCCUCACGCGCCCCGCCGACCCGCCUACCUCGCUCGCCUGCGGCGGCGCCCACACCCUCUUCCUCACCGAGGGUGGGCGCGUGUUUGCUACGGGGCUGAACGACUUUGGGCAGCUCGGGAUAGGCUCCUCGAUGCCUCAUACUCUGGACCCUGUUGAAGUCUCUGGAUUUCAGGAGGAAAUUGUACAAAUUUCAGCUGGCAACCAUCAUUCUUGUGCAGUAACAGCGUAUGGUGAGCUCUUCGUUUGGGGCAAAAAUUCGAGUGGCCAGCUUGGCCUUGGCAAAAGUGCAGGAAAAGUAGUCUCUACCCCAAGAAAGGUUGACUACUUGGCUGAUGUUAGAGUGAAAAUGACUGCUUUGGGAUCAGAGCACUCAAUUGUUGUUACAGAGGAUGGUGAAGCCUUGAGUUGGGGAGCUGCUGGUGCUGGUAGACUUGGACAUGGCCAUAAAUCUAGCUUCCUGGGAUUCGCUAUGACCUCAAAUGAAUAUACUCCAAGGUUGAUAAAAAACCUUGAUGGUAUCAAGAUUAAAAGGAUAGCUGCGGGAAUGCUGCACUCAGCUUGCAUUGAUGAAAAAGGUACUGUGUUCAUGUUUGGGCAGAAGACUGAGAAGGUACUUGGAAGAUCAAAUGAUGCACCUAGACCAAGUGUUGUUGAAGAGAUACAAUUUUCAGAAGAAGUUGCUUGUGGAGGUUAUCAUACUUGCGCUGUAACAGAUCGUGGAGAUUUGUAUUCUUGGGGUUCAAAUGAAAAUGGCUGCCUUGGUCUUGGAGGUACAGGCAUGGUUCGCUUCCCAGAAGUUGUAAGAAGUUCAUUAUUUAAGCUUCCUGUAUCUAAGGUAUCCUGUGGUUGGAAGCACACAGCUGUAAUUUCAGGUGAAGAUAUCUACACGUGGGGCUGGGGAGGUGCGAACGGUACCUUCUUCGAAGAGGGCCAUUCUUCUGGCGGGCAAUUAGGGCAUGGAAACGACGUCGACUAUUGCGAGCCGAUGAUGGUAGAACUUGGCAAGAAUGCAAGAGCUGUUCAUGUAUCAUGUGGCUUCAAUCAUACAGGCGCGAUACUCGAGUAUGCGGAAAACUGACUGCUGUGCCAUCUGCAGCACUUACAGUGCAACCAGGCAUGUUUGGUACUACUCAGUCAUACCUGCACAAAGAAAAAGAAUAAGCUGACCUCGAACGAGUGAUGAACUCGUAAAACAGAAUUACAGGUUAGUCUAGCUGUAUAGCCUUCUUGCAUACAUCUUCAUUGUCAGCUUGUAUCUAUGAUAUUUGAUGGCCUGUAAAGAAGUGGUGUUUGACGUCGCACAGGCUGUGAUGUAAACGGCCAGUUGAAAAUGUAAACAUGAUUUUAACUAAAAUAAAUCUUGUCUUGUACAGUUACAAACUUGCAAUGUACAUGGAUCGUCCAUUGUUAUUUUUACA
Molecule: messenger RNA, 1695 nt
Organism: Triticum dicoccoides
Lineage: Eukaryota; Viridiplantae; Streptophyta; Magnoliopsida; Poales; Poaceae
Product: ultraviolet-B receptor UVR8-like
Exons: 15
Coding region: 96-1355 (419 amino acids)
Source: RefSeq, a predicted model, not a curated record